CCGCCCCUUUUCCGCCAAGAUUGAGAUGGUGGCGACGGUGACCCUGGAGCCCGCAGGCCGCUGCCGCUGGGACGAGCCCGUGCGCAUCGCCGUGCGCGGCCUGGCCCCGGGGCAGCCGGUCACGCUGCGCGCGUCCCUGCGCGACGACAAGGGCGCGCUCUUCCGGGCCCACGCGGGCCGGGUGCGCGCCACGCUCUUCCUGCCGCCAGGACCCGGGCCCUUUCCUGGGAUUGUAGACAUUUCUGGAGCUGGAGGUGGCCUUCUGGAAUAUCGAGCUAGUCUGCUGGCUGGGAAGGGUUUUGCUGUGAUGGCUCUGGCCUAUUACAACUAUGAAGACCUCCCCAAGGGCAUGGAGACCCUCCACUUGGAGUACUUUGAAGAAGCUGUGAACUACCUGCUUAGUCACCCUCAGGUAAAGGGUCCAGGAGUUGGGCUGCUUGGGAUUUCCAAAGGGGGUGAUCUCUGCCUCUCCAUGGCCUCGUUCCUGAAGGGCAUCACUGCCACUGUCAUAAUCAAUGGCUCUGUGGCCAAUGUUGGUGGAGCCUUACACUACAAGGGGGAGACACUGCCCCCAGUGGGUUUCAACCCAAAUCGAGUCAAGGUGACCAGAGAUGGCUUUGCAGAUGUUUUGGAUGUCCUGAACAGCCCUUUGGAAGGCCCUGACCAGAAGAGCUUCAUUCCUAUGGAAAGGGCUGAGAGUGCCUUCCUGUUCCUUGUAGGUCAGGAUGACCACACUUGCAAGAGUGAAUUCUAUGCCAAUGAGGCCUCUAAACGCUUACAGGCCCAUGGUAAGGAGAAGCCCCAGAUCAUCUGUUACCCAGGGGCGGGGCACUACAUUGAGCCUCCUUACUUCCCCAUGUGCCCAGCUUCCCUGUUCACCUUAGUGGGCCGUCCUGUCAUCUGGGGAGGGGAGCCCAGGGCUCAUGCCAUGGCCCAGGUGGAUGCCUGGAAGCAGCUCCAGACUUUCUUCCACAAACACUUGGGUGGGGAAAAGGAGACAAUCCCAGGAAAACUGUAAUCUUUUAUUUGAUUGUGGGACAUCUCUGAUGCUAAUUGAUCCUGGG
Ceratotherium simum simum (southern white rhinoceros) is the source of this 1064-nucleotide messenger RNA. Lineage: Eukaryota; Metazoa; Chordata; Mammalia; Perissodactyla; Rhinocerotidae. The record is from RefSeq and is a predicted model, not a curated record.